Molecule: messenger RNA, 2685 nt
Organism: Arctia plantaginis
Lineage: Eukaryota; Metazoa; Arthropoda; Insecta; Lepidoptera; Erebidae
Source: the annotation of a GenBank genome assembly
AUGAUGGGAGACGGUCGAGGUGCGCGUGCGCCGUUGCUCGAGUGCGGCGGUGAGUUCGCACAUCCGCACAAGACGUCGGCGCCGCGGUGUUGCUUCUGGCUGGCCAGCCACGUCAAUGUGAGGAAAUGCGUCGCCGGCAUCAUGUGCAUAUCCGUCCUCACAAUAUUCUUCUAUACAUAUUAUGUUACGGUACCGCUAACAAGUUUGGUGUGGCGCGACCGUGUCCCGCGACCGUUGUCGCAGUGUUCCUUGCUCGCAUCGCAACAGCAGGCAGCGCGGGACCACCGGUCCGACGCGCGCUUGCGCAUCGACGCUAAAGUGCUCGUGAUAGUCGAGUCGGCCUACUCGCGGUUAGGACGUGAUAUCGCCGAGCUACUUGUCGCCAACCGCAUACGGUACAAGGUGGAAGUAGCGGGCAAGAGUCUGCCUGUACUUACCACUUUGGACAAGGGGCGAUACGGCGUUAUCGUGUUCGAAUCGCUUUCUAAAUACGCAAAUAUGGACAAAUGGAAUCGAGAACUUUUGGAUAAAUAUUGCCGGGAGUAUUCUGUUGGAGUGGUCGCCUUUGCAACUCCGGGAGAAGAAACUCUAGUUGGGGCCCAGCUAAAAGGAUUUCCUUUGUUUAUGCAUACGAAUUUAAGGUUAAAGGACGCAACACUUAACUCUGCGUCACCCGUGUUACGACUGGCACGAGCGGGCGAAACAGCAUGGGGACAGCUUCCUGGAGACCACUGGGCCGUGUUUAGAGCAAACAGCUCCACUUAUGAACCAGUCGCUUGGGCGCUCAGGCAGAAUGAAUAUGGAACAGAAGAAGAGCGUUUGCCGCUAGCUACGGUGGUACAAGACCACGGGCGUUUGGACGGCGUCCAACGCGUGCUGUUCGGCUCAGGCCUACAAUUCUGGUUGCACAGAAUAUUAUUCCUAGACGCACUCAGCUACCUCAGCCAUGGCCAGCUCAGCUUGAGCCUCGACAGGUGGAUACUCGUCGAUAUUGAUGAUAUCUUCGUAGGAGAAAGAGGCACUCGGCUCCACGAGGAAGAUGUAGCUGCAAUGUUAGCGUCGCAGGCGGCGCUGCAACGGCUAGUGCCAGGAUUCCGGUUCAACCUGGGCUACAGCGCUAAGUACUACCACCACGGCACCGCACUAGAAAACCGAGGGGAUGAUUCUUUGCUACGUAAUAGAGAACAUUUUAAUUGGUUCUGCCACAUGUGGAACCACCAACAACCCCACCUGUACAACAACGUUUCUCACUUGGAAGCCGAGAUGAUGCUCAACAAACAAUUUGCAAUCGAACACGGCAUUCCUACCAACUCGUGUUAUUCGGUAUCACCACAUCACUCCGGUGUAUAUCCAGUACAUGAACCGCUGUACGAAGCUUGGAGAAAAGUAUGGGACGUCAAAGUAACAAGCACUGAGGAGUACCCGCAUUUGCGUCCGGCUCGGUUGCGUCGCGGGUUUAGGCAUAAAGGCGUUAUGGUGCUCCCUCGCCAAACCUGUGGACUCUUCACGCAUACGCUUCUACUCGAACGAUAUCCAGGAGGUCGGCAUCGCCUCGAUCGGUCCAUUCAAGGUGGCGAGCUCUUCCAGACAGUCAUCAAUAACCCUAUCAACGUGUUCAUGACGCACAUGUCAAACUACGGCAACGACAGGCUCGCCCUCUACACGUUCGAAUCUGUAGUCAAGUUCCUUCGAUGCUGGACUAACGUUCGUCUUGCGUCCGCUCCACCGCUUGCGCUUGCUGACAAGUACUUCCAACUGAGGCCUGAUGAACUGAAUCCGUUGUGGGGAAACCCUUGCGAUGACACACGGCACCGCCGCAUCUGGUCCAAGAGCAAAUGGUGUAGCACUCUUCCCCGAGUGCUAGUAAUCGGGCCUCAAAAGACUGGUAGUACGGCCCUCUAUACGUUUUUGGCUAUGCACCCGUCUCUCGUACCAAACUUGCCAAGCCCUGCCACUUACGAGGAGUUACAGUUCUUCAACAACAACAACUAUCUGAAAGGAUUAGACUGGUACCUGAACUUCUUCCCACCGAACUUGAGCAACAGCUCACAGAUGACGUUUGAAAAGUCGGCUACCUACUUUGACGGUGAUCUGGUGCCAAGACGGGCGCACGCUCUAGUACCCAACGCUAAGAUCAUUGCUAUACUUAUAUCACCAUCUAAAAGGGCGUACUCUUGGUACCAACACAUUCGGUCGCACGGUGACGUGAUCGCAAAUAACUACACUUUCCACACCGUUAUCACAGCGAAUGACUCCGCGCCGAAACCCCUCCGGGAUCUCAGGAAUCGUUGUCUGAAUCCGGGCAAGUACAGUCAUUAUUUGGAAAGAUGGCUGGCAGAGUACAGUAGUCACCAGCUACACAUCAUCGACGGGUCCUUGCUACGUUCAGAACCCGCCGGCGUUAUGAACACGCUGCAGAAGUUCCUCAAAAUAUCGCCACACAUCGAUUAUAAUAAACUGCUCAAGUACGACCCGAAAAAGGGAUUUUUCUGUCAAGCGGUUGGCAAUGACAGAACUAAAUGUCUGGGUAAAUCGAAGGGUCGUAUAUACCCUCCCAUGGAGGAACGUUCUUCGAAGUUCCUGAAGCGUUACUACACGCCUCACAAUACAGCGUUGUCCAAACUACUAGUGCGGAUAGGACGCCCCGUCCCGCAGUGGCUUAAAGACGAACUAUCUAACGGAUAG